AUGCGGACUCUGCGGGCCGUCGUCAAUACCGUGACCGUCGCCGCCGCCGCCGCCGCGGUGCUUCUCCUACUUUCGUUCACCGUUGCUGUUGAAGCGGCUGCAAUUGUACCACGAAAAAUGGCUUUAGUACGUCGGGCAACAGCAAGGGUUACGACUUGCCAUGGUACAGGUCAAUACCCUCUACCUCAAAAAAACGUCUGCAAGCCUUGCUCGUGGAAGUUUCCCGGCGCUUCGGUCUGUUCGGCUACGGCCGCGCUGCGAUGGUGAGUGGGUCGACGCCAGGAAUUUGAAUACCGCGGUCGGAGCUACGACGAUGCUCAAAAUCAUCCGUUGAAACUGCUUGUGUGACGUUUACAGUGCGACUGGAUAUCUCUCGAAUGGUCUUUGUGCGUAUGCUGAAUCCCAUGGCUGCCUCCUCACUUCGUAUAUGCGCAAGUGUGACUAAUUCAACCUGCUCCUCCGGCCUGCUCAGGCGUGACGAGGUGCCCCGCCAGUACAUUUAUUGGCAACGGAGCCUGUUCGCCGUGCUCAAGCAAAUUCCCUGGGGCCGCAACUUGUGUUGCGAAUGCAGCUACAAAGUGGUGAAUAUGCUUGGGAAGGUAUUCGGUCCCCCAAGAGGCUCAAGCUGACCUAUACAUGUGCCGGCACUUCUGCGCAGCACCAUCGGAUACCUUUCUGGAGGCAAAUGCUCGAGCGUCUGCCCCGCCGGAUUCGUCAACGCUCCCAGCACCCGCACCUGCGUCACUUGUAACCGAUUCGACAAGCUCGCCGUGACCUGUACCGCCGGCAAGAUCGCGACCUGCAACUCGGGAGCAUAUGUGAGUCGCACCCCAUCAGGAGCGCUCGGUGAGCAACUCGUGCUCCCGAAGAUUCACACGAGCGAUACCUGUCUUUGCAGCUCGAUUCCAAACAAAAUUCAUGUGUGCCCUGCAACUCCGUCAGCGACUUUGCUUCCACUUGCUCUAGCGCGACCGUGGUCACCGCAUGCAUUGCACCGUACAUGGUAUCGUCCGACAAGAGGUCCUGUGUCCUCGGGUCAAGUUGGUCCUACUACCUCGCUGCGUCAAUCCCCGAUGUCCCUUAUGAGUCUAACGUUCAAACACCCACCAUCUGUGGACGAAACGCCGUCGGGGAAGGGUCACAAGUUGCCGUGUUUGAUACCAGCUCAUUAACUUGCUUUGCCACUUCGACUUCUGGCGCCUCGCUACUUCCCAACUUGAUCUGGGAUGCCGACUCGACGGUUCUCGUCUAUGGCACGUGCAAAACGAACAACCUCAUCGCUCGCGCGGCGAGGGCGCGCUGUCGCGACGUCACUCUUACCCCAACGUCGUGUACCUUGGCGAGCAGAGCUUCUUGCUCCACUCUUUCGACUCCCUGCUUGGGGUCCCAGUUCCGCAACUUCAGUGAGUUUUUCGGGCAACCUGCUUCCAUGCUCACACACAUUCUCUAACAAAAAUUAUCAACCUGAUGUUCUUCUUUUGCGAUUCAAGACGGGGUAUGUCAAGAAUGCGAUACGGCUUACAGUGAAUCCAGGACCUGCGACCUGUUCGACGGUGCGACGUCCUGUAUCGACGGCACAUUCCUCGUCAAUGGAACAUGCAGCUCGUGCGCCGUUUUCGAUCCGAACGCUUCCGAAUGCUCGAGCAACGGAAACCUCGGAGGCUGCAACGCCGGAUGGGUCCUAUCUAACAAUACCUGCGUCGUUGACACGUCCUCAUCUGGUCAGAAUGCCGAAACAGUGUGGUCGUUCUACUUCAAUUCGACUGUCCAAGGCCUUCCGGUCGUGAGCCGCAACGCAAGCGAUCAGUUCGCUUGUGCCGAUGAUGUGCUUGUUGCCAAUUAUACCUUGGGGGCUUACGACGCCUCAGGCAAGACUUGUUGGGCCAACAAUGCCACCCAUACGCUCACCGGCUCGGAAACGGACUCGGUCGGGGCGAGCGUAUACCUGAUCACACCCUGCGCAACCACCAACCGGACACUGGGUGAGUUCUGGGAGUCCGCGCAAUCCCAUUGGGGCCAGACGCUCACUUCCAUUUUAUGCAUCAUUCCUCAGCUGCUUCAGACACCAACUGCUACAACAUCGUUACUGAUGAUAGUUGAUUACGGCGCUGCCUGCUUCUGACGUUCCCCUGAUGGCGUUCUACAUUUCUCUAACCUUUUCAUCUGCAAUCUCCGUCAGCUCUCGGUCGCACCAAGCGAUACUGUAGCCUUUAA
Molecule: messenger RNA, 2214 nt
Organism: Microbotryum saponariae
Lineage: Eukaryota; Fungi; Basidiomycota; Microbotryomycetes; Microbotryales; Microbotryaceae
Source: the annotation of a GenBank genome assembly